CCACCAUUUAUCAAUCUCUGCGGCUCUAUGCCACGUUCCUGACAUCUCCCGUGACAUCACCGAGAAACAAGCUUGGGCCACGCCGGUUAAUUCCGUUCCGAACCGAUUAUAUACUACGCCGGCACGCAAUCCUCUCACAUCUUUUCCUUUCCAAUUGCCUCAUUUCUGUGGUUUCUUACUCCGACUACCCGUGGUUUGAAUUUACAUACACAUCCCCGGAAAAUCUAUCACAAUGGCAUUCCCUGCUUUCCGCACUUUCAUGACCUCGCAGUCUGCCCGCAUGCUGGGCACGACUGCUCGGAGAGCCGGACAACAGGCUGGUCGUCGCACUUAUUCUACCGCGAAGCCUGCUGAGGGCAAGGGGUCGGAUAUUCCAUGGCUCCUAGGCUCCAUCGGCCUGACCGCCCCAGCUUCGUUCUGGUUGUGGCAGUCCGGUCGCCCCGAGAAGCACGACGACCACGGCCACGGCGAUCACGCUGAGCACGCACAGGAGGAAAGCCAGGAACAGGCCGAGGCUGGCCCCGCUGGUGAAGCUGCUCCUCAGCCCGACCCCGAGGCGGAGAAGCCGGAGCCCAAGGAAGAGAAGAAGGAAGAAUCCACGGAAGAGAAGAAGCCCGAGGAGUCCCAGCCCAAGGAACAGGAGUCUGAGUCCAAGGAUGAGCAGUCCAAAGAUGAGCAGCCCAAGGAAGAGGCCAAGAGUGACGAGACUCCUAAGGCUGAGUCUGAGGCCGAGAAGCCAAAGGAGGAGGCUCCCAAGUCCGAAGGCGAGAAGCAGCCCGAAUCCGGGAAAGAGCCUGAAAAGACCUCCGACGAGAAGCAGUAGUGCGGGCGCUCGACCUCCUCACGCCUCCAGUGACUGCGGCCACCCGCUUGACACUAAUCACAUAUGCUCUGGAUAUAGAUGUGCCGGGUAUUUCAUGUGAUAUGAGUUCUGAAAAUAAUCGUGUAAUAUAGACGGUGCAUUGAAUGCAAAAAAGUAUGAACAAGCAAUUCCGAAACCU
Molecule: messenger RNA, 1001 nt
Organism: Aspergillus glaucus CBS 516.65
Lineage: Eukaryota; Fungi; Ascomycota; Eurotiomycetes; Eurotiales; Aspergillaceae
Exons: 3
Coding region: 233-823 (196 amino acids)
Source: RefSeq, a predicted model, not a curated record